CUUCUAUGUCUACAGCAUGGGAAAAAUUUCAAGUAUACAUGAGAAUGUUUGGAUUAGGGUUCUGAGGGUUCUCUCCAUGAGGAAACGGAACCCCGCGCAGCGACCGAUCACGAUCGACGAUGGCGACUCCGGUGCACCGCUCUUGCCUCCCAAGAGAGCUCACACGUAUCGAGCUUGCCGCGGCAAGCAGCUCGAGGAAGAGGAGGAGGAAACCGCAUUGCAGGUAAGAGCGGUCUCCAAGGAGGAAUUCGAUGCGGCAGUGCUAGCCUCGCGGAUGAGGUGUCGAAGUGCGAGAUCCAGGGCCACUCCCAGCGGAUCAUCGCGAUCACCGGCGGUGGGGGUGGCGGUGGCGGCGGCGGGAGAAGAGGACGAGAAUGUGUUUGAGAUGAAGCCGCCGCCGCCGGAGGCUGGGGAGAUUUACCAGGAGUGGUGUGUCUACACGCUGUGUAGCGAAUUCCCGCGAGCAACCGUGCUCUGCGUGAGGCAGGCUCUAAAGCGGCAUAUGAGGAAGCUGGGGCCUUCUUACGCGGCCCUUCGCAGCGAGUAUCACAAGGCACUGGCAAGAGAGCGGGAUGGUAACCACGGUGGUGAGAACGAGAGCUCGAGCUGGCUCCCGGCAGAGGGAUUCAAGCUCAAUAAAUCUCCGAGAAGAUUGGUUCGUCCUCGAAAGUCCUGCCCGCUCUUUGAUCGGGAGUUUGAGAUUGUAAAGAGACGCAUUGCCAAGGAAGAGAAGGAGGCCAGUUUUGAGUGUGGGUGCUGCUUUUCCGAGUGCUCGUUCGAGCAGCUCGCGCAGUGUGUAGAUGGCCAUCUGUUCUGUUUUAGCUGCUUGAGGCGCCAUGUAGAGGAAGCCACAUUCGGAGGAGGACAGAGUUACACAGUCUUGUCAUGCAUGGACACUGCUGGAUGCUCGGGUUUUUUCCCCGCCUCUGAGGUAUCAAGAGCACUCCCUGCUGACGUCUUGUCCAAGUAUGAGAGAAGGCUGGCCGAGGAAUCGGUUGCUCGAGCCAGACUAGAGGGUUUAGUGUAUUGUCCGUUCUGCAAUUUCCCGUGUGAGUUGGAUCCCGGAUUUCGAGUGCUAGAUUGUCCAAACAUAAUGUGUGCGAAGAGUUCGUGCGUGAAAUGCAAGGAGCCGAAUCAUCUGCCGCUAGAGUGCCACGAGGUUGAGAAAAAAACUGAAACCUCGUUGAGACGGCAAGUGGAAGAGCUCAUGACAAAGGCUCUCGUGAGAGAAUGCCUCUCGUGCAAAGCCGAGCUUGUGAAAACCGAUGGUUGCAAUAAGAUCACGUGUAGGUGUGGCCAGAUGAUGUGCUAUGUUUGUCGACAGAAAAUCUCGGCCGGCUAUUCGCACUUUUGUCAGCACGCUCGAGAACCAGGAAAGUCCUGUCGCAGCUGCAAUCGUUGCGGUUUGUGGGCUCAGGAGUCAUCCGACGAUGUGGUGAAGGCAGCAAAAGAAGCCGCCAUGCAAGCAGCUGCUUGUGACGAGCCUGGUAUUCUAAACAAAAAGAUUGGUCCGCAAGAGCGACGUGUGAGAUAAUUGAUUCUCCUGUACAAAGCGGUUUAGUUUUUAAACAGCGUUAUUAAUCACUUUA
Messenger RNA from Selaginella moellendorffii, 1589 nucleotides. RefSeq lists its product as uncharacterized. The coding region runs from base 17 to 1534 and encodes 505 amino acids. NCBI's taxonomy places the organism in Eukaryota, Viridiplantae, Streptophyta, Lycopodiopsida, Selaginellales, Selaginellaceae. The transcript has 10 exons. Gene Ontology annotation, molecular function: zinc ion binding. The record is from RefSeq and is a predicted model, not a curated record.